CACAGUAUGGCUAUGUCCUGGGUUUCCUGCUCUGUCUCUAUUAAAAGAGGAAUUUUGGUGCCUGGAUCUUCGCUGUAUCGCUUAGCAGCUGGAAAAGUACGUGCGCUGAGCUGCGCAGGCGGCCUGUCCUGUGCCCGUGGAAAAGAAUCUCCGGCAUCCUCACCCAUUCCCAGCAGAUAUCAUUUUUUACGUAAAAGUCAGGUGCGAAACGGUAGUAGUGCUGUCCCUGGCGGAGAAGGAAGCAACAAGCACACCGGCCUCUCCCUUAAGGAUGUAGCUUUUGGCAUAAAGGAGGGCGCUUACCGACGUAUACUGGUUAUGGUGGGAGCUGGCAUCAGCACCGACAGCGGGAUUCCUGAUUUCAGGUCUCCCACAAGUGGUUUGUACAGUAAACUACAGGAAUACUCUCUUCCUUACCCAGAAGCUAUCUUCAACUUGAGCUAUUUCUUGAGGGAGCCUCAUGCCUUUUUGCGACUUUCUCGGGAACUCCUCCCAGGACGCCAUCGGCCCAAUGUUGCGCAUUACUUCCUCCGCCUCUUAAAUGAUAAAGGACUACUGUUACGCCUCUACACGCAAAACAUUGAUGGCUUAGAGAGAGUGGCCGGUAUUCCUUUGGAGAAGUUGAUAGAAGCACACGGAUCGUUCUCUUCAGCCACAUGCACCAUGUGCCUUAAAACAUACCCAGGAGAGACCUUCAGGGAUGCAGUCUUGGAGUCUAAGGUCCCACUUUGUGUGUCCUGUGGUGGUCUCAUCAAACCAGAUAUUGUAUUUUUUGGAGAGCAGCUUCCACCACGGUUCAUGAUGCACCUGGUAGACUUCCCUCAAGCUGAUCUCCUGGUCAUCAUUGGCACAUCACUGGAGGUAGAGCCAUUUGCUAGCCUGGUAUAUGCAGCAAGGGCCUCUAUACCACGUGUCCUCAUCAAUCGGGAUCCAGUGGGGCCUUUCCUGAGUGGUCCCCAUGGACUCAACGUGAUGGAACUUGGGGACGUCACCGCAGGAAUCAAGCGUUUCGCACAAAUGUUGGGAUGGGAGCAAGAACUCAAGGAGCUCGAGGAUAGAGCAAAGGAUGGGGCCUUACACUGAAUCGAGUAAAUACACUUCUGCUGAAGAGGAAGGUCUUGGCUGUGGAAGAUGAGACCCAUGUGACAGUUCACGUGUAUUCUCAUGUGUAUGUUACACAUAUACUUAUUUUAGUCCAUGUAACUGGAGUAACAUUGUCACUGUGUAUAGUAAAUGCACAUAAUUCUAUAGAAAUUAUUUUUAGGGUGCAGUAUGAAAGAUAAUAAAAUGUAAUAUAUUUAUAUAUAA
This is a messenger RNA of Spea bombifrons (plains spadefoot toad), 1308 nucleotides long. It is a transcript of the gene SIRT3, whose product is annotated as sirtuin 3. The transcript is spliced from 8 exons. The record is from RefSeq and is a predicted model, not a curated record. Gene Ontology annotation, molecular function: NAD+ binding. Lineage: Eukaryota; Metazoa; Chordata; Amphibia; Anura; Pelobatidae. Bases 7 to 1083 code for a protein of 358 amino acids.